AUCGCUUGCACGUCUCGCCAGGUCACGUUCGGAAGCAUUUAAAAGGCGAGACUCGAGGAGAGGUGCAAAGCCACCAUGUUCGUUUACCUUCCGUGUUUGUUUGCCUGGUGAAGCGAAUAACUUAAAAGGAAGCAGCACCUGCUUCUUGUAAGCUAUUCCUGGUAGACAGAAAACACGUGCUGGUUCAUCAACAACGCUUGCGAGGCGUCCGCUGGCCCCUGUACGGAGCAACGCUUCCCAUCUGUUGGGGGAGCGAGCGUUCAACGCAUCCCCCGUGGUUCGUUUCAAAAGCGACGGGGCCGCGGAGCAUUUCAAAACGUACGUUGUGUUUUCGGAAAGCAGUACCCCUGUAAUUCGCAUCUGAUGUGAAUAGUGCACGGACUGAACGAAGCCCCGGAAGCGAAGGUUCGGUACCCGCCUCGACGAGCCCGGAGCGAAGUCUCGUGCGGUAACGUAAACUCGCCAAGUGAUCGUCAGACUUCCUUGAACGAAGUACAUCACAAAGGUGCCUGAAACGAUGCCAGUUUAAGCAAGUGAGUACGAGAUCAUGAUUGACCCGGACUAUGAGAAGCGCCUGCUACGUCAGUACAACGGACAAUUGACGCCUACCACGAGUCCUGUGUCAGUGAGCCGCCUCUCCCCGCGCUAUGGCAGCGUGCUCCUGGGGGACCGCUUCAUCCCGAGCCGGGUGGGCUCCAACUGGCAGUUGGGGCUGGCCCGCAUUCCGGACGGAGGCCGCAGCGCCACCCCCAAGGCCAAGGACGCCACCGACGGCUCCAAGGACAGCCUGGCCUACGCCUGCCUCAUUAAGAAUGAGCUGCUCGGCGCCGGCAUCGAGGACGCCAAGGAGCCGACGGACGAGCGGCGGGCGUCCCAGGGGCAGUCUCCUCCCCGCAACCUGUUCCGGUAUGGCCCCAGCCGGGGCCCGGAGCCCUGGUCCCCCUACAGCCUGUCGCCCGUGAGCGGCAAAAGCCAGAAGCUGCUCAGCUCGCCGCGCAAGCAGGCCCGCAAGAUCUCCAAGAUCCCCUUCAAGGUGCUGGAUGCACCCGAGCUCCAGGACGACUUCUACCUCAACUUGGUGGACUGGUCCUCCACCAACGUGCUCAGCGUGGGGCUUGGGUCCUGCGUCUACCUCUGGAGCGCAUGCACCUCCCAGGUGACUCGUCUCUGCGACCUCUCGGCUGAAGGCGACUCGGUGACGUCGGUGGCUUGGGCAGAGCGAGGCCACCUGGUGGCGGUAGGCACCCACAAGGGGCUGGUGCAGGUGUGGGACGUGGGGGCCUCCAAGCAGACGAGCCUGCUCCAGGGGCACUCUGCCAGGGUCGGGGCCCUGGCCUGGAACGGGGAUGUGCUCUCGUCCGGGUCAAGGGACCGCCUCAUCCUCCAGAGGGACGCACGCACGGGUGCGGCCACGCCCGAGCGACGCCUGCAGGGCCACCGGCAGGAGGUGUGCGGCCUCAAGUGGUCGCCGGACAACCAGCACCUGGCGUCGGGUGGCAACGACAACAAGCUGCUGGUGUGGAACCUGAGCAGCAGCUCGCCCGUGCAGAGCUACACGGAGCACGUGGCGGCCGUCAAGGCCAUCGCCUGGUCCCCGCACCAGCACGGCCUGCUGGCCAGCGGAGGAGGCACGGCGGACCGCUGCAUCCGCUUCUGGAACACCCUCACGGGGCAGCCCAUGCAGUGCGUCGACACCGGCUCGCAGGUUUGCAACCUGGCGUGGUCCAAACACGCCUCGGAGCUCGUGAGCACGCACGGCUACUCCCAAAACCAGAUCCUGGUCUGGAAGUACCCGUCCCUGGCCCAGGUGGCCAAGCUCACGGGGCACUCGUACCGCGUCCUCUACCUCGCCGUGUCUCCGGACGGCGAGAGCGUCGUCACGGGGGCCGGCGACGAAACGCUUCGCUUCUGGAACGUUUUCAGCAAGGCCCGCUCCCAGCGGGAAGCCCGUUCGGCGCUCAGCCUCUUCGCCAGCAUCCGCUGAACAAGCGUCAGCGCCCGCGUUUGGCGGCGGAGUGAAGUACGGACACGGGGCUUGGGGGAUUGGAGGGCAAAGCUGUUUAUUUGCCGACACGACGACUUCUACUGCUUUUGGAAUGUGUCCCAGGUAAAAUAAAUACUUGGAAGGAGA
This is a messenger RNA of Ixodes scapularis (black-legged tick), 2131 nucleotides long. RefSeq names its product fizzy-related protein homolog (gene fzr). Gene Ontology annotation, cellular component: anaphase-promoting complex. Lineage: Eukaryota; Metazoa; Arthropoda; Arachnida; Ixodida; Ixodidae. Bases 548 to 1984 code for a protein of 478 amino acids. Gene Ontology annotation, biological process: positive regulation of anaphase-promoting complex-dependent catabolic process; anaphase-promoting complex-dependent catabolic process; positive regulation of ubiquitin protein ligase activity. The transcript has 6 exons. Gene Ontology annotation, molecular function: ubiquitin ligase activator activity; anaphase-promoting complex binding; protein binding. The record is from RefSeq and is a predicted model, not a curated record.